This is a messenger RNA of Linnemannia hyalina, 1332 nucleotides long. The record is from the annotation of a GenBank genome assembly. Lineage: Eukaryota; Fungi; Mortierellomycota; Mortierellomycetes; Mortierellales; Mortierellaceae.
AUGACAGAAAUCAUGGACCUAUCUACCUUUCUGUCGCGGUACCUUGGGCUUCUCCUCGCCUGUUGCGGUUUCCACCUAACAUACUUUCAACUCUUCCGGCACUUUGCUCCGUCAAUCGCCAAGGAUCGAAAGCGCCUCGCAUGGGUCCUCACCUUCACCACCGCAUUCUUUGUCUCCGUCAUAGCACCCUUCUACACCUGGGGUGGCAUGCACACCAUCUUUUCGUCGCCCACUCUGCUGGAUACACGACAUCCUGGGCUCUUGGGCAACAACCUCAACCACAACCGCAUCAACAAUGGUGGUCACCACCUCUUUUCUGUGGAGUUCAACAGUAACGAUGUUGCAGGUCUUGGACAGUAUAGCCAGGAGAUGAAGGGAGAGCAGCCUACUGUUAUGACGAUGGAUCCUUCCUUCUUUGGAAUGCAGAAGAAGGCAGAGGGAUCAAUGGCACAGAAGGAAGACGAUGAGCAGCAACACGGUAGUAAGGAGGAGGAGUGGAUUAGGGACGGAACCCAUCAGGCCAUUACGGAAGACGCCGGAGAUAAAAGCCCACAGUCACCACCACUUCGCAACGAACGGGAUCAAGGAAAGCGACAAUUCCGCCUGCUCUUUGACCUGCGCUUCACCCCAGACGACAACGAGGGCACCAUUGCACUAGUCGUAUUCUUUAUGGCUUAUCUGAUCAUGGACAUCACCCUGGGUCUCUUGUACUACCAAGAACAAGUGACACUCCUGGCAGGAUGGCUCCACCACACCGCUUAUAUCGGCAUCACCUACUAUGCGGUCACCCAAGGAGAGACGUUCACUUAUGCCAUGUUCUUCCCCAUGGAAGUACCAACAAUCGUCGUUGGAGUAGGAUGUCUGGACAAGAGUCUCCGUCGUGACAUGCUCUAUGGGUUCUCGUUCAUCAUUUUCAGGUUCCUGUUCGACAUUUCGCUCACUCAUGAAGUCGUCUGGAACCGAGAACGCGAGAUGACAACCACUCUCAAGACCAUCCUAAUCUUCAAGUCGCUCAUGAACCUCAAGUUCCUCCAGGGCUGGAUCUCGCAGCAGAAGCGUCUUGCACGCCAACGACGCGCUGAGGCUGCUGCCAAGGCCUCUGCUUCGAUGGUGGUGGAGGCGAGCAUCGCUGCCGAUACUGCUGCUGUUGGUGAGAAUAAGAUUACAUCGAUCACUGCUCCAGCCAUCACAUUUUGCAAGUCUAUGAAUGUCCAGCGCGAAGAGAAUUGUACAUCCAUUGAGUUCAGUUCGAGGCGGAGGGUCAGGGUCCGGAGCAAGGGAAUCAAAAAGGUUGAUUUGGUGGAUACGCAGCCCAUGAUUGCCGUCUAUUGA